Calidris pugnax (ruff) is the source of this 6982-nucleotide messenger RNA. RefSeq names its product SLIT-ROBO Rho GTPase activating protein 2 (gene SRGAP2). The transcript is spliced from 23 exons. The record is from RefSeq and is a predicted model, not a curated record. Gene Ontology annotation, cellular component: cytoplasm. Gene Ontology annotation, molecular function: protein binding. Gene Ontology annotation, biological process: negative regulation of cell migration; signal transduction. The coding region runs from base 579 to 3803 and encodes 1074 amino acids. Lineage: Eukaryota; Metazoa; Chordata; Aves; Charadriiformes; Scolopacidae.
CCGGGUGGCGGGCGCCAGCGGCCGGAGGACGCCCGGCUGCGGGAGGCGGCUCCGCAGCGCCCAGACAGGGAAACCAAAGAAAACGGCUCCUCGUCCUCUCGUUUCGGGAUUUGAUUUGCAUCAUCUCUCUGAGCCCAUUUAAAACAAAAAAAAAAAAAGAAGAAAAGGCAAAGCAAACCCCCACAAAACAUGUUGUGCGGAAGGACUUCCACUCCCUGGCUGUGCUAUUAACGUUAGCAAUCAGGAAGAGCCUUUGGGGGCUGCAGGAUCUCGCUAGGCUGAUGCUGCUGCUAAAGGUUUUGGUGCAGGGAGACAAAACUGCUGCCUCUUCCAUCCACUGAUCUCUUCACAUCUGCAUUUUGCUGCUGCUGUGCUCCAAGCUCACACCCUCUCUCCAUGGACUGAUUAUUUUUUUAUUUUUACAUAUUUUUUUUUCCCCCCCUUUUUUUUUUUUGCGGGGUGGGAGGGGGGAGGACGAGCGGAAAAUCAAGGCAUCGCAUUGAGAGGAGCCAAAUUGCAUUUCUGUCUCGUGUUCUGGGGGAAUCUGUUUGGAGGUUAAUCUUUUUGGAAAAGAAAACAUGACGUCGCCAGCAAAAUUCAAAAAGGAUAAGGAGAUCAUAGCUGAAUAUGACACUCAAGUUAAAGAGAUCCGUGCCCAAUUGGUAGAGCAGCUGAAAUGCCUUGACCAGCAGUGUGAGCUUCGGGUCCAGUUACUGCAGGACUUGCAGGAUUUCUUCCGCAAGAAGGCAGAGAUUGAGAUGGAUUACUCAAGGAAUUUGGAGAAGUUGGCUGAGAGAUUCCUGGCUAAAACUAGGAGCACCAAAGACCAGCAAUUCAAGAAGGAUCAGAAUGUGCUAUCGCCGGUCAAUUGCUGGAAUCUCCUGCUCAAUCAGGUGAAGCGGGAGAGCAGGGACCACACCACCCUCAGCGACAUCUAUCUCAACAACAUCAUCCCACGCUUCGUGCAGGUCAGCGAAGACUCGGGGCGCCUCUUCAAGAAGAGCAAGGAAGUGGGAUUGCAGCUCCAGGAAGACUUGAUGAAGGUCUUGAAUGAACUCUACACGGUUAUGAAAACCUACCACAUGUACAACGCCGACAGCAUCAGUGCUCAGAGCAAACUGAAGGAGGCAGAGAAGCAGGAAGAAAAGCAGAUUGGGAAGUCGGUGAAGCAAGAGGACAAGCAGACACCCCGCUCCCCCGACUCAACAUCCAACGUCAAGUUUGAAGAAAAGCACGUUCGGCGAAGCUCUGUCAAAAAAAUAGAGAAAAUGAAGGAGAAGCGCCAAGCAAAGUACACAGAAAACAGACUGAAGGCUAUUAAGGCAAGAAACGAGUAUCUGCUGGCUCUGGAAGCCACCAACGCGUCUGUGUUCAAGUAUUACAUUCACGACCUGUCUGAUCUCAUUGAUCAGUGUUGUGACCUGGGGUACCACGCCAGCCUCAACAGAGCCCUCAGGACGUUCCUGUCAGCGGAGCUGAACCUGGAGCAGUCGAAGCACGAGGGGCUGGACGCCAUCGAGAACGCCGUGGAGAACCUGGAUGCCAACAGCGAUAAGCAGCGCCUGAUGGAGAUGUACAACAAUGUCUUCUGCCCACCCAUGAAGUUCGAGUUUCAGCCACACAUGGGUGAUAUGGAGUCCCAGCUCUGUGCCCAACAACCGGUCCAGAGCGAGUUAGUGCAGAGGUGCCAGCAGCUGCAGUCCCGCUUAUCGACGCUUAAGAUUGAAAACGAAGAGGUGAAGAAGACUAUGGAAGCUACUCUCCAGACAAUCCAGGACAUAGUGACGAUAGAGGACUUUGAUGUCUCCGACUGCUUUCAGUACAGCAACUCCAUGGAGUCUGUCAAAUCCACCGUCUCAGAAACGUUCAUGAGCAAACCCAGCAUCGCCAAGAGACGGGCCAACCAGCAGGAGACGGAGCAGUUCUACUUCACAAAAAUGAAGGAGUAUCUGGAAGGCAGGAACCUGAUAACAAAGCUCCAGGCCAAACACGACCUUCUGCAGAAGACCCUGGGAGAAAGUCAGCGGACAGACUGCUCCCUCGCCAGCGGCCGGCGCAGCUCCACCAUACGGAAGCAGGAUUCCUCGCAAGCCAUUCCCCUGGUGGUGGAGAGCUGCAUCCGCUUCAUUAGCAGACACGGUUUGCAGCAUGAAGGGAUAUUCCGAGUGUCUGGGUCACAGGUUGAAGUAAAUGACAUAAAAAACGCCUUUGAGAGAGGGGAAGAUCCGUUGGCUGGGGACCAGAAUGACCAUGACAUGGAUUCAAUAGCAGGAGUUCUGAAGCUCUAUUUUCGAGGGUUGGAGCAUCCUCUCUUCCCCAAGGAUAUCUUUCAUGAUCUGAUUGCCUGUGUCACAAUGGAUAAUUUACAAGAGAGGGCUCUCCACAUCCGGAAAGUGCUUCUGAACCUGCCGAAGACCACUCUGAUUGUCAUGAGAUACCUCUUUGCUUUCCUCAAUCAUUUAUCUCAGUUCAGUGAAGAGAACAUGAUGGAUCCCUACAAUUUAGCCAUCUGUUUUGGGCCAACGCUGAUGUCUGUGCCUGAAGGUCAUGAUCAAGUCUCCUGCCAAGCUCAUGUCAAUGAAUUGAUCAAAACUAUCAUCAUCCAACAUGAGAACAUCUUCCCAGGACCAAGAGAGCUGGAGGGUCCCGUCUAUAGCAGAGGUGGAAACACGGAGGAUUACUGUGAAAGUCCUCACGGAGAGAGAGCCUCAACGGAAGACUCGGUUCAGGACGCCGCGGCUGAGCACCACACCAGUGAUGAUGAGUGUGAGCCCAUAGAAGCGAUAGCGAAGUUCGACUACAUUGGCAGGACUGCACGAGAGCUCUCCUUUAAAAAAGGAGCUUCUCUCUUACUCUAUCAGCGGGCCUCAGAUGACUGGUGGGAGGGACGCCACAAUGGAAUUGACGGCCUUAUUCCUCAUCAGUAUAUCGUCGUUCAAGACACUGAGGAUGGUAUCUCUGAAAGAUCCAGUCCGAAGUCUGAAAUAGAAAUAAAUUCUGAGCCACCGGAAGAAAAAGUGACUGCCAGAGCUGGUGCCAGUUGCCCAAGUGGGGGUCACGUCGCAGAUAUUUACCUUGCGAACAUCAACAAGCAAAGAAAGAAACCAGAGUCAGGCAGCAUCAGAAGAGCCUUCCGUCAAAGUGACAGCCAUGGACUAGGUAGUUCAAUGGCAGAACCAGCCUCCCCAGGAGCCAUAGCCGGUUCCAGACCCUCAUCUCAGCCCAUUAUGAGCCAAAGUCUUCCUAAGGAGGUUCCAGAUAAAUGCUCCAUCAGUGGCCACGGCAGCCUCAAUUCUAUCAGCCGACACUCCUCCCUGAAGAACAGGAUAGACAGCCCGCAGAUCCGGAAAACUGUGACAGCAGGAAGGUCCAAGAGCUUCAACAACCACCGGCCCAUGGACCCUGAAGUUAUUGCACAGGAUAUCGAAGCGACUAUGAACUCUGCUCUGAACGAGCUGCGGGAGCUGGAGAGGCAGAGCAGCGUCAAGCACACGCCAGAUGUUGUCCUCGACACCCUGGAGCCUUUGAAGACAUCUCCAGUGGUGGCCCCAACCUCGGAACCUUCCAGCCCUCUGCACACUCAGAUCCUCAAGGACUCUGAGCCCGCUUUCCAGCGCAGCGCCAGCACGGCCGGCGACAUCCCCUGCACCUUCCGCCCGGUCAAAUCCAUCAAAAUGGCCACCCAGGUCAAACCUCCUGCCACUCGGCCCAAACCCACAGUUUUCCCCAAAACGAACGCCACGAGCCCCGGCGUUGCCUCCUCUGCGUCUCAGCAGCCUCCUGACAAGUCCUGUACUGUCUGAUAAACUCCCUGCUGCUCCGUGGUUAGAACUCUGUUGUUGCAGAUGAAGAGACUUCUGUUAAAAGACAUUAAAAUCCCUAUUUAACUACAUUUUUUUUUUUUUUUGGGAACUUCUGCUGAAGGUUAGGUGUGAACUGCUACUCGCUGCCGGGAGCCUUUCCUGGCAGGAAAAACUGAGUGGUAACGACCUCGUCCCAUUGAACCCACGUCAGGGAUGUUCUCCAGGCAAAACAGCCAGUGGAAGACCCAGCGUUGGGUCACUGUGAAGCCGAGGAGGAGGAGGAGGAGGAGAACACAGGACGAGCCAGGAGCUGGGUCUCGGUUUCUAGUCGAUGCCUUGUUUCAAGUGUUUGGCCACCGAAAGAAAGACAAACCUUCGGUGGCGUCCCGUUUCGAGUACUGGUGUAGUGACUUCUAUAUUCUGUGUUUCAUUUACCACAGGGAAACAAUAGGAUAGAUUUUAGUCUAUUGCAUGUUUUGGUGCCACUGGUUACGUGGAGCUUGGACAUGCCUGUUUCUUGUGCAUUAUGAUUAUAAUUAUUAUUAAGUCGCCCGCUGGUGCCACGGUGGUUAAGGGUCUGUCUCGACUUCCAUCACAUCCUCUGGUUUUGUUUGUUUGCUCCCCAACCCGUCCUUCCCCCCCCGAGGCCAAAUCCAGCCUCGUCCUUUAGUUGACACUUGUCAUGAAAAAAUAGUUUACUCUGGAACACUCUUAGAUUUUGUGGAGUUAUACGUAAUAUGUGUCUGUGCAAAUAUAAACAAACAUGUUCCUGAGGUUUAGGAGCAUAAGAAAGAGCCCAGUUGUUGCUUAUGGACAAUCUAGCUGUUUUUUUCCCCCUUUUUGCUCUCCCAUAUUUAAAAAACAGCUUUGUUGUUUUUCAGUGUAAUUUUCAGCCCGUGGGCUGUGAUGUGGUGUGUGUGGUCUCGGGAGACUGAAUGUACAAAACAAGCUGAUUUCUGCAAACUCCGGCGCGCUCUGACGGGACUCCAUUUCCUAACGCACACGUUUUCAUCCUGCGCCGAGAUGGAUCCUGACCAAAACCCCCCCCUCCCUUUACAAGCACUGUUUAAAAAAAAAAAAAACACAACAAAACUCCAGUGGGAAGUUCUCAAGCUUUGUACCUUCUCCCUCUUUCUGGUUGCCAACGCUCCGGUCGGUGGCUGCGAGCGGCUUUUCGGGAUCUCCGCUCUUAUAGAGCGCUGCGGGAUCGGCUGCUGGGGACGGGGACCUGACGGCCUGUGUGGCUCCUGGAGCAGCUUCUCCCCAUGGACAGAGCAGCCUCCGAAUCACUCCACAGAUGGGAAUAAAUUCUUAGUAUUUGUAUUUAUCUGGUAGGCAGCGAAUGCUUCAGCCGCUCGCGGGCUGCAUGAACUCUUUUGUACUCUACUGAGAAUUUUCCGCAUUUAUUUAAUUUAAAAAAAACAAAAUACAAGAGAAGGCAUGUGCCCCUUACAAUGAUAAAGAAGAUCUCCUGGUCCUGCAGGAGAGGAGGCUCUGGCUGACCCUCAGUUCACCUCCUCCCCGAACUUUUCUGGGAUGUAAAAACAAGCUGCACAUCUUACUUUUUCCAUCGAAUAAAUUCAGACAAGGACAAGAUAAGGAAAGUCAUUUUCCUCUCCCGUUUCGCUGAGUUUCUUUUCAGUUUGUGGGUCUCUCACACGUAGCUUCCUUGUGACUGCAAUGUCCGUUUUAAUUGGCUCAUAGCAAUUGAAAAAGAAGAGGUAGAGCUUGUGUUUCUGAGAAGGGUUUCUUCGAUGGACUUUUGUGCUUCGUUGAGGAUGUUACUCGGAGAAAUGAGCAGGGAUUUACUGCAGCCCCACGCACACCCCCCUCCCUGCGGAUGGACUGGAUCCGUUUUCAUGAUGCUUUUUGAAAAGACCAACUUUCUCUGUGCCCUAAAUGAAGAACAUAGGAAAACUGGGGACUGCCUGGAAGAUUUUGGUGAGAACACUCCUAUUUCUGGUUCCUCAGCCCACGGGAGGCAGCAGUUCCCCCGGGCAGCCCCGCGGUACGUGUGUGACUGUCACCUUCCCCUGCUCCCCAGCAGUGCGACCAGCCACCUUUGCUCUCAGGUUCUGAUGGACUCCUACCACCAAGGAAUCACUUGUUCUUUUGGGAAAAAAUAGAAUUAAACUUGCAAUUUUUUUGCUCAGGCGGAACUUUCUGGCAUUUACUUUAAGUAGGGAGUUUUUUGGGUUUGUUUUCUUUUCGGUCACGAACGACCAAAGUUAAUCUGUGUCAAGAGCAGGAUCUCUGUAACUUUUCUUCGACUCAUUUGUAAUGCCUUAUUUUCUUUAUAUUUUUAUGCCUAGCAUUCACGUUUCUAAGAAUAAGUGUCCAGCCACGCACAGCAAAUUUGGAGGAGAUGCUCUUUUCUGUCUUUGAGGACUGAAGUAGGAAUGAGAGCUAAAAAAAGAGCUAAAAAAAUAAUAAUAAAAAAAAGACUUUCAGGUUUACUGUAACAGCAAGUGUCUGUAUGGGAGUUACUGUGCUCAGCUCCAGCAUCCCCAGCUCUGGGACAGCCCAGGGAGUAUCCGAGUGGGAUCUGACCUGUCUAUGGAGCAACUCAACUGGAAUUCUGGUGUGCACUGUGAUUGACACUUAACACUUCCAGCAAGCAAUACGGCAGGCUCAAGGGUCGUCCUUCCUCUUCCUCGUGCUCCGGGUCUGCCCAGCCAGCAGAGAGCUCACACGCACACACUCACGGGAGAAUUAAAACAAAAAUAACAAAAAAAAAAGGAAAUUUGAAGCUUGUCUGCUUCGCUCUGUGAACAUACGAGGCCGAGAGAACGGUUGCCACGAGGGUUUUUUGGACCACGUUGCAGGGGAGGUGGGAAGGAGGAACUGGACUCCCUGCAAAACCAGUGGGUGUCUGGCUGGUGGGAGAGAGGACGCAGAGCGGAGCAGGACGGCGGUGGUUUGGGGAGGUAUCGGUGUUACUUCAUAUCUUCAUACUCAGAAGAAAUAUUAGCUCUUCCAUGGAAACUCUCGUUCAUGACUUUUAUGUAAUGUUUGUGUCAAAAAUCUAAAAGACAAGAGGUGUUUGAUAACUGGAAUAACGUCUGUCUGUUUGAUAGUGCUUUGUAUGAACAAAGGAUCCUUGUUCAUCGGAUGUUGGAUUGAAAAAAUCCAAAGCAAAACUUUUAAAAUAAAAUCCGAUUUUAGGUGAUCAAUCGUAA